GUCUCCUCCCCUCCGAUGUCUCAAAGGGGCCUGGAAAGGCACAGCGGGAGCAGAGGCCCAGGGAGACCUUCCAGGAGGACCUUCAAGGAUGAGAUCCCGGCUGCUUUUGGGCUUGGUGGCCACCACCUUCACGCUUGUGGCCUUCCCUGGUUGUGGACAUGGGGCUGAGCCCGGAGGGUCUUCUCUGGAGGAAGAGGGAGACCCUCGGAAGGGAGACGUGGCCCUUUCCCGCUUUCCCAGGACCACCCUGCGCCAGAGGCACCGCAUCGGGAGCUUUUCGGCCCUGAGCAGAGGCCUGGUGGCAAAUAUGAGUAAACUGGAAGAUGUUGGGGAAGAAGGAGAGGCCCCACGGCAGGAGAGGGAGGCCAACCGAACCCAUGGAGCUUGUUGGGGAUGUUGCGGGACUCGGCUUCCUGACCACAAUGGAAGCCGGCAGCCCUCGAAGGGGGACUCGGGGUCCUUGGGAGGCACCCCACCACCCCACCCGCCAAAGAGGAACACCACCAAGGGACACCACCAUCCGGGCGCCUACACCCCAAUGCGGCGGUCAGACCGGCCCCUGGACUUUGGGAAGGGCGUCUCCUUUUUCUGGGUGAAGCUUAACGGCGGCCACCAAGGACCCAAUGCCACCCAGGACCGUUGCAGAGGGUGUUGUGGGAGAAACAGCACCGCCGUCACCAAGACCCCGGAGAGGAAGGACGAAGGGAAGGGGUCCCCAAGCUCUGGGGGCGGUCCCAUCAGACGUCCAUGGAAACCCAUCCUGGAGAGAGAUGUCCCAAAUGAAUGGCCCUCUCAAAAGGGAGAAGACGGCAGGUGGUCCUCCUUCCCCAUAGACCCCAUUGAGCCUUGGAAGCACCCAAGAAAACCCUGAAGACCCCUGUGAAUGGGGGCCACGGAGAGCCAGGAAACGUUGAAAGUUAUCGGCUUCAGAAUGCUAUCCUUGCGGCUUGGAAUCAGUGUGGGUCAAUGAGGUUGGACUCAGCGUGCAUCUCUUUUCACAUAAAGACUUAUAAAGAGAAAACAUUCACCACUAACUGGUCCAUACUGAAGAGAUCUCACUACCUUAGAAGCGCGUGAAUGUGGAUUUCACAGCUUUGAAAAAAAUGUAUUGAGAUAUGUGUGUUGUUGAACACAGGACCACCUCCUUAAAAAGAUUGAUAGUUUUCCAAGGGCAACAAGACAAAAUGAAAUACAGCUGCACCCUUCCUCUUACAUGAAGUCUCCCAAGCUCCGCCACCUUCAGACCCCUUGCUUCUCUCUUCUAUCCUCAUAACUAUGUAUUAUAUUUCAUUCCACUUUUUUCUUAUAAUGUUAUUAAAUCUAUUCUAUUUUAAAGGGGAGGGACAAUUCAAAUGUGGACAAUGUGCAGCUCAUUUUCAUGCAUGUUUCUAAUUUUGGGCAGGAGCCCAUUCUUGCAUUAAAGCCUCUGUUUUUUGUCUUUGCUUCCUGGUGAGUCUUUAAUCUGGAACUCUGAUUAUUAAUUUUGGUUAGCAACGCUUGCCAGGCUGAACCUUCAGAUUGUGGUCUAAAUUCCAUAUUAUGCCUGUAAUGGUUGAACAUCUUCUCUGGAAAUCCAAAAUUGCCUGUAUCGGUGGCUGAGAGAAUGACACUUGUGCUUUAGGAUGGUUCGAUGUAUGCUAGCAUUUGGUUCAUGCUGAACAUUAUGAAAAUGCUGUUUAUAAAAGUACCUUCAGGCUAAAGGCUGUAUAUGAAAAAGAAAAUAAAGUAUUUUCUGGACUUGG
Anolis carolinensis (green anole) is the source of this 1742-nucleotide messenger RNA. RefSeq lists its product as uncharacterized. Lineage: Eukaryota; Metazoa; Chordata; Lepidosauria; Squamata; Anolidae. The transcript has 6 exons. The record is from RefSeq and is a predicted model, not a curated record. The coding region runs from base 89 to 871 and encodes 260 amino acids.